AUGGAGGAGUACGAGGUGCGAUCCAAACAGGUGAUCAAACUUUUGGAAGGCCUGUCUGAGAACAGGGCCAAGAAGGUAUUGAUCGCCUUCUGUCAUGAUGUGAUCAAUGCCGAGAUGUCAAGACUACAACCAUCAUCAUCAUCAAAGGCAGUGUCCUCCAACAACAAUGCAGCGGUGGCAGUCGAGCCAACAACUCCAUUCUUGAUCGACCUCUGCUCAGCCCAUGUCCAGAGAUCAUUACUCACAGGUAUGUGUUUCCAGGCUCCAUGGACUCCAAUCAGCUGA
This is a messenger RNA of Acytostelium subglobosum LB1, 285 nucleotides long. RefSeq lists its product as hypothetical. Lineage: Eukaryota; Evosea; Eumycetozoa; Acytosteliales; Acytosteliaceae. The transcript has a single exon. The record is from RefSeq and is a predicted model, not a curated record. The coding region runs from base 1 to 285 and encodes 94 amino acids.